CUCGUACUGCGAGGUCGGCCUCACGGCGGUGGCGGGAGGCAGGAGGCGGGAGGCGGGGGACCCGCGGAGGGGGCGCCUCGGCCAUGACUGCGGAGCUGCAGCAGGACGACGCGGCCGGAGCGGCCGAUCGCCACGGCUCGAGCUGCCAAAUGCUGUUGAAUCAACUGAGAGAAAUUACAGGUAUUCAGGACCCUUCCUUUCUUCAUGAAGCUCUGAAGGCCAGCAACGGUGACAUCACACAGGCAGUCAGCCUUCUCACUGAUGAGAGAGUGAAGGAACCCAGCCAAGAAGCUACUGCUACAGAGCCAUCUGAAGCGGAGGGCAGUGCUGCCAGCAAAGAAGUGUUAGCAAAAGUUAUAGACCUUACUCAUGACAACAAGGAUGAUCUGCAGGCUGCCAUUGCCUUGAGCCUAUUGGAGUCCCCCAAAAUCCAAGCUGAUGGACGAGAUCUUAACAGGAUGCACGAGGCAACCUCUGCGGAAACUAAACGCUCAAAGAGGAAACGCUGUGAAGUCUGGGGAGAGAGCCCCAACCCCAAUGACUGGAGGAGAGUGGAUGGAUGGCCAGUUGGGCUGAAAAACGUAGGCAAUACGUGCUGGUUUAGUGCUGUUAUUCAGUCUCUCUUUCAAUUGCCUGAAUUUCGUAGACUCGUUCUCAGUUAUAAUCUGCCACAGAAUGUGCUGGAGAAUUGCCCGAGUCACACGGAAAAGAGAAACAUUGUGUUCAUGCAAGAGUUGCAGUAUCUGUUUGCUCUGAUGAUGGGAUCAAAUCGCAAGUUCGUGGACCCUUCGGCAGCCCUGGAGCUCUUAAAGGGAGCAUUCCGGUCACCUGAGGAACAGCAGCAAGAUGUGAGUGAAUUCACACACAAGCUCCUGGACUGGCUAGAAGACGCGUUCCAGCUAGCCGUCAAUGUGAACAGUCCCCGGAACAAAUCUGAAAAUCCAAUGGUGCAGCUAUUCUAUGGCACUUUCCUCACAGAAGGGAUUCGUGACGGAAAACCCUUCUGUAACAAUGAGACCUUCGGCCAGUACCCCCUACAGGUAAACGGUUAUCACAACUUGGAUGAGUGUUUGGAAGGAGCCAUGGUGGAGGGUGACAUUCAGCUGCUGCCUUCUGACCAUGCUGUGAAGUAUGGACAAGAGCGUUGGUUUACAAAACUACCUCCAGUGUUGACCUUUGAACUCUCAAGAUUUGAGUUCAACCAGUCCCUUGGUCAGCCAGAGAAAAUUCACAAUAAGUUGGAAUUUCCUCAGAUUAUUUAUAUGGACAGGUACAUGUACCGGAGCAAAGAGCUUAUUCGAAGUAAGAGACAAUGUAUUCGAAAGUUGAAGGAAGAAAUAAAAAUUCUUCAGGAAAAGCUGGAAAGGUAUGUGAAGUAUGGCUCAGGUCCGGCUCGGUUCCCACUCCCAGACAUGUUGAAAUACGUUAUUGAAUUUGCCAGUACCAAGCCUGCCUCAGAGAGCUCUGCCUCUCAAAGUGAUGCUCCUAUGCCACUACCACUUUCUUCAGUGCACUGCCCAGUUUCCGACCUGGCAUCCAAUGAAAGUACAAGUAAAGACAGCUCUUCUCAGGAUGUUGAAGAUACCUUUUCUUCUUCUGAAGAUUUUGUACAUGAGCCUAAGCCGCUGACAUCUUCCCGGUCUUCCUUGGAAAUGCCUGCACACCCUGCUCCUAGGACUGUGACCAGCGAGGAGAUAAGCUUUGUAAAGACCUGUCUCCAGAGGUGGAGGAGUGAGAUUGAGCAAGAUAUACAGGAUUUAAAGAACUGCAUUGCAAGCACCACCCAGAAUAUUGAACAGAUGUACAGCGAACCUCAACUUCGUCAGGUGCCUUAUCGCUUGCAUGCUGUUCUUGUUCACGAAGGACAAGCAAACGCUGGACACUAUUGGGCCUACAUCUAUAAUCAACCCCGACAAGUCUGGCUCAAGUAUAAUGACAUCUCUGUCACUGAAUCUUCCUGGGAAGAACUUGAACGUGAUUCAUAUGGAGGCCUGAGAAAUGUUAGCGCUUACUGUCUGAUGUACAUUAACGACAAGCUGUCCCCCUUCCCUCCAGAGACAAGCUUGAAGGAGUCAGAUCAGAUGUUAGAAGAAGUGGAGGCCCUGUCUGUGGAGCUCAAGCAUUACAUUCAGGAAGAUAACUGGAGGUUUGAACAGGAGGUAGAGGAAUGGGAGGAAGAGCAGUCUUGCAAGAUCCCGCAGAUCGAAUCCUCCACCAGCUCGACUUCGCAGGAUUUCUCCACAUCACCAGAGCCUCCUGUUACUUCAGCCCAUGGGGUUCGCUGCUUAGCCUCUGAGCAUGCGGUGAUUGUGAAGGAGCAGACCGCCCAGGCAAUUGCAAACACGGCGCGGGCCUAUGAGAAGAGUGGCGUCGAGGCAGCACUGUGUGAGGAAGCUGAACCCAAGAAGCCCAUGCCCCUGGAAGCCAGCCCUGCAGAGCAGUCAGAACAGCCCCCAGAGGCCAGCGAUGCAGAGGCCACGGCCCAGCCUAAGUCUGAGGUCUCUGAAGUCGAGAUUCCCAGUGUGGGAAGGAUUCUGGUUAGAUCUGAUGCAGAUGGAUAUGAUGAGGAGGUGAUGCUGAGCCCUGCCAUGCAAGGGGUCAUCCUGGCCAUUGCUAAAGCCCGGCAGACCUUUGACCGGGAUGGGUCUGAAGCAGGGCUUAUUAAGGCCUUCCACGAAGAAUACUCCAGGCUCUAUCAGCUUGCAAAAGAGGCCCCCACCUCCCACAGUGACCCCCGACUUCAACACGUGCUUGUUUAUUUCUUUCAAAACGAAGCACCCAAGAGGGUAAUAGAACGGACCCUUCUGGAACAGUUUGCAGAUAAAAAUCUCAGCUAUGAUGAAAGAUCUAUCAGUAUUAUGAAGGUGGCUCAGGCUAAGUUGAAGGAGAUUGGUCCAGAUGACAUGAACAUGGAGGAGUACAAGAAGUGGCACGAAGAUUACAGUUUGUUCCGAAAGGUGUCCGUGUAUCUCUUGACAGGCCUGGAGCUCUAUCAAACAAGAAAGUACCAGGAGGCACUCUCCUACCUGGUGUACGCCUACCAGAGCAACGCGACGCUGCUGAUGAAGGGGCCACGGCGGGGCGUGAAGGAGUCAGUGAUCGCCUUGUACCGGAGAAAGUGCCUCCUGGAGCUGAACGCAAAAGCAGCUUCUCUCUUUGAAACAAACGAUGAGCACUCGGUGACAGAGGGCAUCCAUGUGAUGAAUGAGCUGAUCAUUCCCUGCAUUCACCUCAUCAUUAAUAAUGACAUCUCCAAGGACGACCUGGAUGCCAUUGAGGUCAUGAGAAACCACUGGUGCUCCUACCUGGGGAAAGAUAUUGCAGAAAAUCUGCAGCUGUGCCUUGGGGAAUUUCUACCCAGGCUUCUAGACCCUUCUACAGAAAUCAUUGUUUUGAAAGAGCCUCCAACAAUCCGACCCAACUCUCCUUAUGACCUUUGUAGCCGCUUUGCAGCUGUCAUGGAGUCAAUUCAAGGGGUCUCAGCUGUGACGGUGAAAUAAGUUCCCAUGUGUUAGACACCCACUGUGGUCUUUGAUUGCCUGUUGGUUGCACAGAAGUACAUUGUUGUCACAUUGUUUAUGCAAAGGAUGGGACUAGGCAGAAAAGUCAGAUUCAUAUUCACAUCCCAACCAUGCAGUGUAUGUAAAGGAUUGGAAAUAAAAUUGCACUUUUUUUUCCCAGUACAGAAUCGUAAAAGCAAUUUCACUUAAAAAUUUUUUUAGAAAAAUGGCAGGAACUAGUAUAGUAGGGUAUUCUAUUAUGCCAGGAGACCCAAAAUGCCUCUUGCUUGGGCUUCUUUCUUGAAGCCUCUUGCCACUUUUCCAAUUUCUCCUUCAAGCCUAAGGAGUUUUUGACAGCAGCCUAGGAGGAUGAUUCAUCAGAGCCUGAGUCAGAUAGUCAGAUGCACAGCUACUAGUUAUUUUAUCAAGUACAGAUGACAUUUUAAAUUUUUGAGCUGGGAGAGAGGAGGAACAGAAGCUUUGCCUGGGUCUUGUCAGGAGCUGACAACGUGGGCUGCUAAUGCGUCACCUCUUCCAGGUGGGCUGAACAGAAGGCGGUUGUGUGGCAAUAAGAUGCCAAGAAGUCACAAGAUGACUGCCUCGCCUCUCUUCUCUUUUUAAACUUAUUUCUAAAUAAACCAGAAAACCUCAUACUCAGUCCUGAGUGAAAGGAGGGAGAUAUUAAGGACUUGGGGGUAGAAUGGCAUUUUGUGACACUUGACUAACAGUAGCAUUUUUGAUAGUUGCUAACCAUGUCUAAGUAAACUUUUCCUAGCAUCUGAAACACUGAAGGCUGCUACUGGCCCGGAAGUAAAUUUUUGAUGCCCCGUCCCUGACUUUGCUGUGAGAGAAAUAAGGGAAAUGUGGGCUUGUAAAGAAAAAAAAUUUUCUAUAUGUAUGUAUAUGUAGAGAGAGAGAGAGAAAUAUCCCCGUUGACCAUUUUGAAAGGCUUCAGAUCUGGUUUUGGGUUUUAACCAAAUUUUAAGACUGAGGGAGUUGUGUGUGUGGGGGACAAACAUUUGCUACAACUAUGCAGAUUUUAUAAAUGUGCAAUAAAAGUAUUUGUGUUA
This is a messenger RNA of Erinaceus europaeus (western European hedgehog), 4570 nucleotides long. RefSeq names its product ubiquitin specific peptidase 28 (gene USP28). Gene Ontology annotation, molecular function: protein binding; cysteine-type deubiquitinase activity; cysteine-type endopeptidase activity. Gene Ontology annotation, biological process: regulation of protein stability; DNA damage checkpoint signaling; protein deubiquitination. The record is from RefSeq and is a predicted model, not a curated record. NCBI's taxonomy places the organism in Eukaryota, Metazoa, Chordata, Mammalia, Eulipotyphla, Erinaceidae. Gene Ontology annotation, cellular component: cytosol; nucleus. The coding region runs from base 84 to 3500 and encodes 1138 amino acids. The transcript has 26 exons.